UGCAAAUGCUUGCUAUCAAGGGGAAGUGAAGUAGCAAAUACCAAGUUGUUUCAAGUUAAGCCUUAUUACAGUUAGUACCAAAUAUGGGACACACAUGGUUGGGUUCAUUAGUGAUUUUUAUGACAAUUUCGGCCGUACAAGCCCAACUCAAAACUGGGUUUUACUCCUCUUCGUGCCCAAACGCAGAAGCCACAGUUCGAUCCACUGUUGAAUCCUACUUCAAUAAAGAUCCUACAAUUGCUCCUGGCCUGCUCCGACUUCAUUUCCAUGAUUGCUUUGUCGAGGGCUGCGAUGGUUCAGUUUUGAUUUCAGGCUCUUCUGCGGAGAGGAAUGCGUUGGCAAACACUGGUCUAAGAGGUUUUGAAGUGAUUGAGGAUGCAAAAUCACAACUUGAGGCCAAAUGUCCAGGUGUUGUUUCUUGCGCCGACAUCCUGGCAUUGGCAGCACGUGAUGCUGUGGACUUGAGUGAUGGUCCAAGUUGGUCAGUACCUACUGGAAGAAGAGAUGGGAGGGUUUCUUUAUCCUCUCAGGCCUCAAACUUGCCUUCUCCACUUGACUCUAUUUCUGUCCAAAGGAAAAAAUUUGCUGACAAAGGCAUGGAUGACCACGACCUUGUCACCUUAGUUGGGGCACACACCAUAGGCCAAACAGAAUGCAGAUUCUUCAGUUACCGCUUAUAUAAUUUCACCACCACUGGCAAUUCAGAUCCAACCAUAGACCAAAACUUCUUAGGCCAACUUAAAACCCUGUGUCCCAAUAUAGGAGAUGGCUUGAGAAGGGUAUCUUUGGACAAAGAUAGUCCAGCCAAAUUUGAUGUUAGUUUCUUCAAAAAUGUACGUGAUGGUAAUGCGGUUCUAGAGUCAGACCAAAGGCUGUGGGGAGACUCUAAUACACAAAGCAUAGUGCAGAGUUACGCUGGGAAUAUAAGAGGGUUAUUGGGGAUUAGAUUUGAUUAUGAAUUUCGAAAGGCUAUGGUUAAAUUGGGUGGUGUAGAGGUAAAGACCGGUUCACAAGGAGAGAUUAGAAAGGUGUGCUCAAAAGUUAAUAGAUAUUAAGCAAUUAAGAGUGGGUUAGUAUUUAGCUUGUAAUUUAUCAAUAAUCCUUGACAUAAGUGAUAAUGACUUAUGUCUUUUAAUCAAGCGGUCCAUAAUUUAAAUUAUGAUUGAUCCAUAAGUAUAAAAAAACUCGUUUUAGAAAGAAAAUA
Glycine soja is the source of this 1204-nucleotide messenger RNA. RefSeq names its product peroxidase 25-like. Gene Ontology annotation, biological process: response to oxidative stress; hydrogen peroxide catabolic process. Gene Ontology annotation, molecular function: peroxidase activity; heme binding. The coding region runs from base 84 to 1055 and encodes 323 amino acids. The transcript is spliced from 4 exons. Gene Ontology annotation, cellular component: plant-type cell wall; plasmodesma. Lineage: Eukaryota; Viridiplantae; Streptophyta; Magnoliopsida; Fabales; Fabaceae. The record is from RefSeq and is a predicted model, not a curated record.